AUGGCGGAAAAGAAAGCUUGGGUAACUUUAGUAACAGAAAAUUCGUAUUUAAAAGGAUUACAGUGUUUAGCACGUUCCCUGAAACGCGUGCAAACCGUUUAUCCUUUGAUAGUUCUUCAUCCAGACACAUCUAUUAAUAUUUCAACGGGUCAACCCAAAGAAAAAACUUCAUUAACAGCAGAAGAUUUAGAAUCAAUCAAAAAUGAAGGAUGUGAACUAAAAGCAAUAGAGAGAAUUUAUCCAACCAGUGAACCUAAAGAAUAUGUUUGGGACCAUUUUCAAGAUUCUUGGACAAAAUUAAGAGUUUGGGAUAUUGAAGGAUAUGAUAGAGUAGUAUUUUUGGAUGCAGAUAUGUUGGUAAUGAAAAAUAUUGAUCAUUUAAUGAAUAUGAAUUUACCCAAGGAUUUUUUGGGUGCUGUUAAUGCUUGUACGUGUAAUCCAAGAAAAAAACAAAAUUAUCCAAAAGAUUGGAUACCAUCUAGCUGUUCAUAUACUUUAGGUCCAAUUAAACCAGAAUCUGAAGAUACACCACCACCUGUUGAAUUAAAAGGAUAUUUUAAUAGCGGAUUAUUAGUUUUAACACCAUCAAAGCAAAUAUUUGAAGAUUUAUCGAAUUUUCAUUAUAACCAUCCUGAUGUUAAUUCUCUUAGUUUUCCAGACCAAGAUGUUUUAAAUGAAUGUUUUAAAGGAAAAUGGGUACCAUUAUCAUAUACUUAUAACGCUUUAAAGACAUUAAGAACUUGUCACCCCUCCAUAUGGGAAGACAAAGCAGUCAGAAAUGUACAUUAUAUUAUGUCUGAUAAACCUUGG
Molecule: messenger RNA, 810 nt
Organism: Rhizophagus irregularis DAOM 181602=DAOM 197198
Lineage: Eukaryota; Fungi; Glomeromycota; Glomeromycetes; Glomerales; Glomeraceae
Molecular function (GO): glycosyltransferase activity
Source: RefSeq, a predicted model, not a curated record